AUUUAUCAGAAACUGGAUUUGGAUGAAUCGAUAGUUAUUUAGCAUCUCUGGCUAUAUUAAUAAGUCUAAACAGGACCGGCUUGUGUUUUUACUAAAAAGGUUCACUAUCAAAAUGAUUACCGACGUGCAAUUGGCCAUCUUUUCAAACGUUCUGGGCGUAUUCCUUUUUCUGCUCGUUGUUGCUUACCACUACAUUAACGCCAACACGGGAAAGUCGAGCAUUAAAACAAAAUGAUCUUUCAGGUUUCCGCAAGUUAAUUAAUACAAGUAUCUUAUAAUGCAAACUUCGAGUAAUAAAAUGGUAACAUAAAGCUUAA
Messenger RNA from Drosophila montana, 317 nucleotides. RefSeq names its product dolichyl-diphosphooligosaccharide--protein glycosyltransferase subunit 4. Bases 113 to 235 code for a protein of 40 amino acids. NCBI's taxonomy places the organism in Eukaryota, Metazoa, Arthropoda, Insecta, Diptera, Drosophilidae. The record is from RefSeq and is a predicted model, not a curated record. Gene Ontology annotation, cellular component: oligosaccharyltransferase complex. The transcript has 3 exons.